AUGGUCAAGGCUGCACCGCCAGCUCCCACUGGUCCGGGCAUAUACAGUGCCACAUACAGUGGUAUCCCCGUCUACGAAUAUCAAUUCGGACUUGAAUUCAAGGAACAUGUUAUGCGAAGGAGACAUGAUGACUGGAUCAAUGCCACCCACAUCUUGAAAGCCGCUGGCUUCGACAAGCCUGCUCGAACGAGAAUUUUGGAGCGCGACGUUCAGAAGGACGUGCAUGAGAAGAUUCAGGGUGGUUACGGCAAAUAUCAAGGAACCUGGAUUCCCCUUGAAAGCGGCGAGGCCCUUGCUCAUCGACACAGCGCAUACGACCGCCUGCGGCCCAUUUUCGAAUAUGUCCCCGGCAACGAGAGCCCUCCUCCCGCUCCUCGGCAUGCCAGUAAACCCAAACAGCCCAAAGUGAAACCUCCGCUACCAAAAUGGGGUGCCAGUAAGCCCAGCAAGUCCCAUUGCGAAGCUUCAGCUGACAUUCUAGGCACUGUCCCCAUGCGCGAUGACUAUGAGAAUACCGACGCAGUGAUGGCUGAAGACGAUACGCCUGAUAACCUCACCAUAGCCUCGGCAUCUUAUAUGGCGGAGGAGGAUCGCUACGACCUGGCACACAUAUCUACCGGCCACAGAAAGCGCAAGAGAGAAGAGCAUUUGAAUGAUCUCACGGAACAACAGCAUGCCAUGUAUGGCGACGAGCUUCUGGACUAUUUCUUACUCUCCAGGAAUGAGCAACCUGCAGUGAAGCCUGAUCCUCCGCCGAACUUUCAGCCCAAUUGGCUCAUUGACGCCGAGAACCACACUGCUCUGCAUUGGGCCUGCGCCAUGGGCGAUGUCGAUGUCGUUCGGCAGCUCAAAAAGUUCAAUGCCGGUAUUGCAGUCAAGAACGUUCGCGGGGAGACCCCAUUUAUGCGAUCCGUCAAUUUUACCAACUGCUAUGAGAAGCAGACAUUCCCUGCCGUCAUGAAGGAGCUUCUUGAUACUGUCGAAGCCCGAGACAAUUCUGGAUGCACCGUUAUUCACCACGCGGCGGUCAUGAAGAAUGGUCGUGUAUUCAGCCCAUCAUGUUCACGCUACUACCUGGACAUUAUUCUCAAUCGUCUGCAGGAGACCAUGGAACAAAGCGCUUUCCAGCAGCUGCUCGAUGUACAAGACAGUGACGGUAACACUGCUCUACAUCUGGCAACCCAAAGAAAUGCACGCAAGUGCAUUCGAGCCCUGCUCGGUCGCAACGCAUCAUCUGACAUCCCCAACCAUGAAGGCGUUCGAGCUGAGGAUCUCAUUGCGGAGCUUAAUGCUUCCAAGAAGGAGCGUGGGCCACAGCGCUCCUCAUCGCCAUAUGCUCCUGAUUCCCAAAGGCACGCAUCCUUCAAGGACGUGUUCGCCGAAAAGCCUUCCAAGAAGAAAACUCAUAUCUUCAAGUCUGCUGCUGCAACCACCGUAAAGUCUCGCAUCGCUCCUCUAAUUGAGGAGAAGUUUUCGGACUUGGCCGAGAGCUACGACGAGGAGUGGAAUGAGAAGAAUAAAGCGGAAACGGAAGCCCAGCGUAUACUCAACAACACACAGGCGGAGCUCCAUGCUGCCCAUCAGCAAAUCGCCGAGCUAGAGCAGCAACUAGAACCCGACGACGUCGCCACCAAAAUUAUGAAUGAGGCCAACCUCGCCAAACACCAGGUCCUGUCGCUCAUUACCCACCAAAACCGCCUGCAUAUCUCGCAGGCCGUCGACGGCGAGCUGACUCGCAUCAAUGGCGACGGCGGCCAGGAUGAGUCGUACGAGGAGCGCCUCAGCUUAGCCCGCCAGCUUAGCCACAUGCUCGCGGAGCAGCGCAUGGCCGAGACGGAAUACGUCGACGCCCUCAGCAUGGUCGGCGUCGGCGACAAGAUUGAAAAAUACCGCAAGCUGCUCAAGCGCUGUCUGGAUCCCAAGGACGGCGAGAGCUUUGACAAUAACCUAGACAGUAUCAUUGAGUUGAUGGAGGAGGAACGCGACUUGCAAGACAGAGACGGCUCGACGGCGGCGCCAGAGCCCAUGGACAUUGCCGUAGGCAUGUAA
Beauveria bassiana ARSEF 2860 is the source of this 2049-nucleotide messenger RNA. RefSeq names its product transcription factor MBP1. The transcript is spliced from 3 exons. Gene Ontology annotation, molecular function: transcription regulator activity; DNA binding; protein binding. Gene Ontology annotation, cellular component: MBF transcription complex; SBF transcription complex. Lineage: Eukaryota; Fungi; Ascomycota; Sordariomycetes; Hypocreales; Cordycipitaceae. The record is from RefSeq and is a predicted model, not a curated record. The coding region runs from base 1 to 2049 and encodes 682 amino acids.